This is a messenger RNA of Diaporthe batatas, 741 nucleotides long. RefSeq lists its product as uncharacterized. The record is from RefSeq and is a predicted model, not a curated record. Bases 1 to 741 code for a protein of 246 amino acids. The transcript has a single exon. Gene Ontology annotation, molecular function: zinc ion binding; metallopeptidase activity. Lineage: Eukaryota; Fungi; Ascomycota; Sordariomycetes; Diaporthales; Diaporthaceae. Gene Ontology annotation, biological process: proteolysis.
AUGUCUGCCCCGGACGAGAAACGGAGCUACUCCUGCUCGACGCAGAAGGACCUCAACACCGAGCCGCUGCCGGCCAAGCACACCGAAGAGGGUGAACGGCCGGCGGCUGGCAAAGGCGACGACUCCAUCGUCGUCGGCAUCGGGAGGGAGGUCCCCCGCUGGGACGUUGUGAAGCAGACGCCGCGGCAGCUCAAGUACUUCGUGCAGGCGAGCAAGUUCCCCUCCGCCAAGCGCGCCCAGGACGCCGCCGCGGCGUUCCAGAAGGCGGCAGACCUGUGGAACGAGGUGGACCUCGGCGUCAAGAUCACGGCGGCGCCCGACGCCGCCGGCGCCAACUUCGACCUGACCUACUGGGAGCCGGACGACCCGCGCGACACGACGCUGGCGAUGGCCUUCUUCCCCAACGAGAAGAACCAGACCGUGUGGGUGUACGCGAGCGCCCUGCAGCCGCGCAACUUUGACGACCUCCCGCACAUCUUUGCGCAUGAGAUCGGGCACAUCCUUGGUCUCCGCCACGAGUUUGCCAUUACGGGUGACGCGGCUAAGAACCUGAGCGCCGAGGGCGAGGGGGCCACGCAGUUCAUGGAGUCUAACUAUGACUCGGUCAUGAGCUAUAACUUCCCGCCGACCAUCCAGGACACCGAUAAAGAGGGAAUCAAGGCUUUCUAUAAACUCAAGAACGGGACCAAGGUCGGCGGGCGGCCGGUGAGGGAUUACAUUCCUACGAUCAAGAAGCGGUAG